This is a messenger RNA of Phytophthora nicotianae INRA-310, 3652 nucleotides long. RefSeq lists its product as hypothetical. The record is from RefSeq and is a predicted model, not a curated record. The transcript has 2 exons. Gene Ontology annotation, biological process: nuclear-transcribed mRNA catabolic process, nonsense-mediated decay. Bases 105 to 1604 code for a protein of 499 amino acids. NCBI's taxonomy places the organism in Eukaryota, Oomycota, Peronosporomycetes, Peronosporales, Peronosporaceae.
CACUAAUUACUACCAAACCGCUAUUCUCAACCUAAAAUAAUUUAUGCUGAAUUUAUUGCGCGGAAUUGGGCUCUAGAGAUCUCCGAAAACUGAUAUCCACCAAAAUGGAUCGUGAGAGCACGCCGCAGAAGCAGCGCCAGAAGCGCAGCACUAGCAGUCGUCGUGCUACCACCAACUCCGCAGCUCAUGGCGCCCCAUCCCGAGCCAGUAUGAGCUCAAUGCCAGGCCCUGCACGCGCGUUCCGGCCGCGUAGUCGCACGGCAGCCUCUCCACCAGCAGCUAUAAUGUCCAAGACGCCAUCCAUGCUGCUACGUCCACCCUCAGGUGGCUCACCAGGGCCCAUCGGCGUUCUCUACGAGCCGGACGCCACUAGACGCAGUAGACACAGCGUGUCAGACCGAGACAGCCACCUGCAGGUUAACACCAGACCCUCUCCAAGUCAUCGACACAGUUCACGAGCAGGUUCUCCAGGUGCCCCACCCCCACGACCCCAAACCCCCUCUACCCUCCAGCAGACCAAGGUCAUCCCGCCUUCUACCAGUGUGAAGCUUAUUACCCCUCAGAUGCAAUUUGCAACCGACUUGUCCGUAAAUUUGGGGAAUUGUCUGGAACUCACGAAUUUCACAGUAGUGGGGGUGAUGGGACUGGAAAAUGUGGGCAAGUCCACGGUAUUGUCACUUUUGGCGCAGAAGAAUAAGCGAGAUAAGGAGAUUUUUUCGACUCGAAGCCUGGAGGCGCUGGUGAUGGAUAGACAUGAGACGACGGGGGUAGAUCUCGCCAUCUCGAUGGUAGGGGGAUCAGGCCACCCAACGGUGUUGCUGGACUCACAGCCAUUACUGAGCAGCUCGAUGUUGGCGGAUUUAUUGGAGCGGAACGAGUCGCCGCGGUUUGGUGCUCUUACACCGGAGCAGCAGAUUGAGGCAGCAUCCUACCAGAUUGCGGUGUUCUUGUGCUCGAUUUGUCAUUACGUGGUGGUUGUUCAUGAUGGUUUGGCGUAUCAGGCUUCGGUUAAUGAACUUUUACGUAAGAUUGAGCAGAAGUUUGCGCAAUGCCGACUACCCAGUGUGUCGGGCAACAGUCAAAAACACACGGCGCAGUUACUUUACGUGGCUAACAAUGUGGCAGACUCGGAGUUGUUGUACCGCGAGAACGAGCUGUUCUCAGCUCAUAUACGUGCUCUCGAGGCGGCGUGGCCACAAUCGCUGGUUCGUGUGUCUAAUAACAUGUCGACGUACAGUGACCCUGCCGAUGAUAAUGAUGUCCUCAAUGUGGCGUCAUUCGUGCUUCCACAUCGACAACAAGUUGCCCGCGGAAACGAAAAGGGGAAGCAUCAGACCAAGACCAUAACCUUUACGUCCAGUAAAUACUCGGAGUUCGAGGAGGCAGCAGAAGACUUCCAGCGAUUUGUCCUGAGUUUACCGAGUUCGCCCUCGUUUACGCCACAGGUGUCGACGUCAGUGAUGACGCCUGGAUCAAAGCCAUUGCCACCCCCACACGCGCUCUCUUUACGUGAAUGGCUUAGCAAUGCCUCCCGUGUGUUUGAAGCUGUGCGCAAAGCUAGCUGUUUCACCGCCGAAUACACAUCGUCGCGUGAUCACCACUAAGACAAUCGAACGCCCAAGGUUUCGACAUAAAAAAUAUGAAGACGACAGCGGCGAUUUAGCUUCACAGUGUCGGCAGAUUUAAGUCCUGCAAGUUAAUGAACACUGUGAACAUAUUCAGCUCGUAGACUUCACGAUAUCAUGCGGGCGUGUUUCAAGUUGCUAUUUUCUGAAGUUCUCCAUCAAUAGUGUCCAAGCUCGGCCAAAUGCAUUCGAGAUCUUCGCCAUUAAAAGGGGGUUAACCUUUUAAUGGUGUAGAUCUCGAAUGCAUUUGCUCAAGCUACACACAAGCAGAUACUCUAGUUAAUGACGAGCAGCACGAGGUUCCGAUGGAUUCCGACGAGCAAGCUCCCGAAUGAGCCAAAGCCUUCGAGCGUUACAUGAUCCAAGAAUUGCGUUGCAUCCAGCGACAACCGGCAAACUUUCAGGGGGGACAGCGUAACAUGCAGGAGACAUUCCGCCAAAUAAUACGAGUGGGUGAGGGCUGAAUGGGCAACAAACGACCAACCCGAUUCUGGAAACAUGGGAGCUGCUGCAUACAACUCUCGCGUUGUUGCUAAUGCGGCAGUUUGCCGUCGAUCGCAUCGUUUCCGUCGCUUCGUUAAGGCAAGACCUGAUCUUGAUAAUGAAUGACCUUCCAGUCACCCCAGCUCCACUCCGCCAGAUUCCUCUGCUCCAAGUUGGUGACGUCGUCCCGCAAGAGUUUUUCCCAGCGACCCCUACUGCGUGCAGCAAGUGGUGUCACGUCAGAUCAACGAGCUCAGUAUCCUGCUGAAUGAGGAUUUCAACAUCGACCGAGCUGAUAGGAUUGCAGAGCGGCGUCGCAAACUACUAUUCUAUCUGUCGAAAGUGUUGUAGACGUGGAAAGCAAUCACGAAGAUCUGAAAUGCUCGCAAGCAAGCACAACUAUCUCUUCUUUGCUCAGUUUACCUUGACUUUAUCCUUGUCACUGCUGUUAUGCCUUCCGACGAACGUGUCCAUACCGUUUAAACCCCCACCUAAGCGAACCACAACGUCAUACACUGGCACUGGUAGCAUACGUGAAAUGACAGGGGCCCAUGAUAAAGCAACCCCCCUCCAUCCUGAAAAACACGACACCAACAGCUCGUCCCCACGUCGUAUCGAGCGGUAGAUCGCAUCAACCACUUCAGACUCCGACAGCAUUGGAAUGCAAAAGCGCGAGAUCUUGAGAGCCCAGUCGUCUGCACUCAGAACUCCAGCAAACAUUCCCGUGUCCACAGCAGCAGGACAAACCAACAGCGUCCGAAUCGACGUGACCUCGUCGCGCCACAGCUCCAAGCGGACUACAAAUGAAUCAUAAAUUAGUUAGUACACAAACUGCAGAUAACGAUGACAGAGCACGAUCAUCUCACGAGAUUCGUGGAAGGCAUUCACUGCCGCUUUGCUCGCGCAGUAGUCGGUUAAUCCAGCGCUACUGGUCAUUCCCAUCACGGACGACAGAGUCACUAGCAUCGCUUCCGAUGCUUUCUUCAUGGACGGGAGUGCAUUUCUCACUGUCCAGAAAUGCGCCAGUGUAUUCACUGCGAACGUCUUCUGAAUCUGCUCCGGUGUCAAGUCUUCAAGUGACUUCCCCAUCACGAUACCUAGCAACUCACCGUGAGAAACGUUCACUCCUGCCUAAUUAGCAAUCACUCCUACAUACCAGCAUUAUUAAUCAGCACUCCGAUGUGUUUUGGUGCCACAUUAUCAACCACGCGAGCGAUUGUCGCUUCAACCGACCUGUCAACACAGAGCAGCACCUUCAGAUGACUCGAAUCUCUAUCAGCUGUAACUCCGUCACCUACCGAUGAUCUGCCACAUUACACUCGUAAAUAAUCACCCGUUUGCUUCCCUCUUCAGCGUCUUGGGAGUAUAGUAACUCCGUCUGAAGCGCCUUGAGAGCCUCUGUAUCAAUGUCCAGUAGUGCCAGAACCACGUCUGUCGUCUCUUUGAACACUUUCUGCGUCAAUCUCCGCCCGAUACCGCUCGCUGCGCCCGUGACCACCACCACCUUUCCUUCUAGAGAGAAUGCACGUCCUCUAGUAACCCCC